This is a messenger RNA of Contarinia nasturtii (swede midge), 771 nucleotides long. RefSeq names its product 39S ribosomal protein L22, mitochondrial (gene mRpL22). Gene Ontology annotation, molecular function: structural constituent of ribosome. Gene Ontology annotation, cellular component: ribosome; mitochondrial large ribosomal subunit. The record is from RefSeq and is a predicted model, not a curated record. The transcript has 4 exons. Gene Ontology annotation, biological process: ribosome assembly; translation. The coding region runs from base 105 to 707 and encodes 200 amino acids. Lineage: Eukaryota; Metazoa; Arthropoda; Insecta; Diptera; Cecidomyiidae.
UCUGACAUUACGACGAUAAACAUAACCUUAGAUUCUGUGAACUGAAAAAGGGAAGUUUAAUUAGCAAGCAUUUGUUUAAAGUUUGAAAUUGUCUUUUCUCCAAAAUGUUGUCAAUUUUUCGUGGUAUUGCCUCGAGAAUUGCACCAAGUGCAUCAAUUUUAAGCAAUUCACAAUUUCAUACGAGCGCAAUUUUGAACGCUGAACCGAGAAAAUUUCUUAUGUACAAUGACAAGGUGUUUGAACCACAAACAGAAGAUGAAGUACCAAGAAAAGCGUUUGUUUGCCAUUCAAAAUACAACAUCAAAUAUAGUCCGGAAAAAAUGUGGUACAUUGCGUGUAUGAUUCGUGGUAUGUCAAUUGAUGAGGCCAUCCGUCAAUUACGAUUUGUUGCAAAGAGAGGAGCCGUUUCAAUAUUGGACACAUUGUUGGAAGCUCAAGAGUUGGCUAUUAAAGAACAUAACGUUGAAUUUAAAAGCAAUUUAUGGGUUGCCGAAUCGUUUACGGGAAAAGGAUAUGUGAUCAAAGGUAUACGUCGUCAUGCUAGAAUGAGAGUGGGUCGCGUUGAAUAUAAAUACUGUCACUACUUUGUUCGCUUGGAAGAGGGCAAACCACCAAAAGACUACUAUGGAAAUAAAGUCACGCCUGAACAACAACUCGACAAAUGGAUGGAUGAAAAACGAAAGAGAAAAAUCUAUAAUUCUUUGUAAAUUUUCAUUGUAUUGCGUUAUUUACAUGCAUUAGAAAUAAAAGAGUCGACAUUUUGAAUUAUAA